Messenger RNA from Pectinophora gossypiella (pink bollworm), 4549 nucleotides. RefSeq names its product guanine nucleotide-binding protein G(o) subunit alpha (gene Galphao). Gene Ontology annotation, cellular component: heterotrimeric G-protein complex. The transcript has 8 exons. Bases 385 to 1449 code for a protein of 354 amino acids. Lineage: Eukaryota; Metazoa; Arthropoda; Insecta; Lepidoptera; Gelechiidae. Gene Ontology annotation, molecular function: G-protein beta/gamma-subunit complex binding; GTPase activity; G protein-coupled receptor binding. The record is from RefSeq and is a predicted model, not a curated record. Gene Ontology annotation, biological process: adenylate cyclase-modulating G protein-coupled receptor signaling pathway.
ACCCGAACGUCAGUCGAGCGGGGCGCGGUCGCCGUCACGGAGCGGAGCUGGCGCUUGUCAUCCGGCGGCCAUUAUCUCGUAUUUGAACGGAUUCAUAAAAUCAAUUAAAGUUCGCGUUGCCGUUACGCGUAUUCGGUGUCGGGUCUUGUAAAGAUUCCGUAAAUCGCAGCCCGUGUGUUUAUCGGCCGGAUUAAAGUGUGUUUCCGUUCGGUGGGAACAGUGAGAAGUGAUCCAUUAGGUUACUGUGUAUCGGGUGGUAUCGCAGUGUAGGGUGGCUCCGGCUGGGCCGGGGCGAGCGGGCGCGUGCGGAGCGCAUGCAGAGGGAGCGGUGAGAGCGGUGGGCGCGAGCUCGGGGCCGGGCAAGGCUCGCGGACAGCUGCCGACAUGGGGUGCGCACAGUCCGCCGAGGAGCGCGCCGCCGCCGCUCGCAGCCGACAGAUCGAGAGGAACCUGAAGGAGGACGGCAUCCAGGCCUCGAAGGAUAUCAAAUUGUUGCUCCUAGGUGCCGGCGAGUCGGGCAAGAGUACUAUAGUCAAACAAAUGAAAAUUAUUCACGAAAGUGGGUUCACGAAUGAAGACUUCAAACAGUACCGGCCGGUGGUGUACAGCAACACGAUCCAGUCGCUGGUGGCCAUCCUGCGCGCCAUGCCCAACCUGGGCAUCACCUAUGGCAAUAAGGAUCGGGAGAGCGACGGCAAGAUGGUGUUCGACGUGAUCCAGCGGAUGGAAGACACGGAGCCGUUCAGCGAGGAGUUGCUCGCAGCGAUGAAGCGGCUGUGGGCGGACGCCGGCGUGCAGGAGUGCUUCGGCCGCUCCAACGAGUACCAGCUCAACGAUUCCGCCAAAUAUUUCCUGGAUGAUCUCGACCGGUUAGGCGCGAGAGAUUACCAGCCCACGGAGCAGGAUAUCCUUAGGACAAGAGUCAAAACCACUGGCAUUGUCGAAGUGCACUUCUCCUUCAAAAACCUUAAUUUCAAAUUGUUCGACGUGGGCGGUCAGAGAUCGGAGAGAAAGAAAUGGAUCCACUGCUUCGAGGACGUGACGGCGAUCAUAUUCUGCGUGGCCAUGUCCGAGUAUGACCAGGUGUUGCACGAGGAUGAGACAACGAACCGCAUGCAAGAGAGCUUGAAGCUGUUCGACUCGAUCUGCAACAACAAAUGGUUCACGGACACCAGCAUCAUCCUGUUCCUCAACAAGAAGGACUUGUUCGAGGAGAAGAUCCGCAAGUCGCCGCUCACUAUCUGCUUCCCAGAAUACACCGGUGCGCAAGAGUACGGCGAGGCGGCGGCGUACAUCCAGGCGCAAUUCGAGGCCAAGAACAAGUCGACGACGAAGGAGAUCUACUGCCACAUGACGUGCGCCACCGACACCAACAACAUCCAGUUCGUGUUCGACGCCGUGACCGACGUGAUCAUCGCCAACAACCUGCGCGGCUGCGGGCUGUACUAGCCGCGCCGCGCCGGCCCAUAUCACCGCCACCACCGCAGCGUCUACCGCAACACCACAUACUUAUAUAUAUUUUUAUGGGAAGUAAGCUUACCGGAUAUACCGCCGAUGUGCAGAUAUCAUGUGUCACAUGGCUUGGGGCACUGUGUAUGUUUUACAUUAGCUCCGAUGGACAGUACGCGACUAGACCCCGCGAUGUAGCGUUCUCUCCCUGUAAAAUAAACCGCCGUUUCCUCUUUAGUUCUGGGCGUGUGGUUUUUCCGACGACACCCACGCGCCGCUCUCGAUUAGCGAAAUAAUUUUUGAUGAAAGUGAAUUAGGUAUCUAGUGUUCAAUUCUAAAUUUUGGUGCUAGUAUAGUGUUUGGUUUGUGCAGUUAGUGGCUGGCGGUCUAGUCGCGUCACUGCCGGGAGCCCGGAGACAUUGUGCUUAUAUACUCACUCUCUUACGGACCAAAAACAGAAAGGAACCAAUAUUUAGUACUGAACUCUGUAGUGAGAUGCAUGAAUACGUUCACAGGCCUACUUUACUGAUACAAAACAUCAUUCCAUUAUUAAGUAUUAUCGCUUACGAUGAGAAAUUAUUUUUAUAAACUUUUGAAUGCACAAACUGUAACCGCUAAGAUCGUUUGUUUUACGUACCUCGGGUCGUGUUAAGCUAAGUCCUGUCUCACUCUCGGAGCAUGCAUUUUGAUUAUUAGUUAGGCGUCGUACUACGCACAAAUUAUUUAUUUCUGUGAGAGCAUUGAUUCUUUUAUGCCAUAUACAAUCUAAAUAUUUUUUCGUGUUAAUAUUUUUUCUAUAUCACUUUACAGUUAACCUUAAGAUGUAGCCAUUUAAGAUCUACUCUUGUAUUCAAUUAUAAAAAUCAUGUUAGGUAUUUAUUUUAUCUAGCGUAUUUUGUAUUAAAGGUGGUAUAUGUAAACUUGUCAUGUUUAAUUUUAUAUUUAAGUGAUUAACCAAUGUUUAUGAUGAUGUUGUCGCGCCACGUGGUCCGGCGGCGCCGGCACCGCCGGCACCCGGCCCCGGCGCCGGCCGAGGGCGUUCUGUUCGCACGGUGUAAGAUAUGUGAGUAUAUAAACUUUGUAUACACUCGCGAAUUGGCGUAAUCAAACCUUAUACAUAUAUAUACUAUAUAACAUAAUUUAUUAUUAAUAAUAAAAUAAAAAUCUUACUUUUAAGCAUUAGGGCAGUAACUGUAUCAAUAAACAUUAAUUAAUAAUGCAAUUAGACAGUAACCUUUACUAUUGUCAUAGUUAGGUGAUUUGUUUUCAUUUUACGUUUAUGAAGUAUGUAAAAAGUGAUUAAAUGAAAAUGUAACGCCUACACUGUGACCACGCGGGCCACCCCGGCGGCCGCGGCCCUCGGCUCGCCUGGUUGCCGACGCCGCUGCACUGCGCCCCCUAGCGCCCGCGCCCGCGGGGCCGCGCGGACCGAGCGCGGCGCUCCGCCGGCCUGGCCCGCGGCCCGAGCGCGAGCUCGCUUGUUGCUAGGUAGGUUUUUUACUGUUAUGUAACAAUAUGUGUACGUAAAACUAAUAAAAAUAUUAUUAGCGCAGUUCUACAUUCAGCCCAGACAUUACAUCUAAGUAAGCUUCACACUACAUUAAAAGUUUUUUAAAUGAUAAACUGGAUGUGGCAUUCGAAGUCGAUACUAAGUCGCAUCCAUACGAUUAGUUGGAGGAUUGCGCUUUCCGUUUCAUACUUGAACGACUAGAACCGACCGUGCGGUUCGCUAUAAGACGAGAUUGCUGCGGUUGUCUUCCGGAUUACGAAGCAGCUUUUUGCACGGCAACUGAUAAUAUGACGAGUGUGCCGAUUGUGUCUGGUCGUCGAGUGGCGUCAGUGCAGGCGAGCGCGGCACAGUCGCAGUAUGGAACGGCAGCGCGGCGACAUCGGCGCAGCUUCGACGAGCCGCCGCGUCUCCUCACGUGCCGCAGAGCACGAAGUCGUCAGUUUCGCAUUUCAAUGUGUUCCUCCGCCGCUAAACAUUAACUUGUAUGCUUUAAUAUUUCGAGUGAAUGUGAUGUAAAUUUUAUACACUGCCGCAUUGUUUAUUCGCUCGAAUCACAUUUAGUUUAUAAGAUUUGGGACAGUGACCGGAACGCACACGCCACACGCAGCAUGUUUGUUUGUUUGGACACGGCAGUGCGCACGAGCCACCUCGUCUCGACGCUCAAUCGACCCUUCAGCCAAACUUUACGCAACGUGGUAUGUGCGUAAGCUUCUUAUUUGAAGACUGAAAUGUUGCCGCUCAAAUGUUCUCGCGCUUUAUUAGAUCCAAACGGGGAGGAUAAUGCAGUUUUUUAAAAGAGUUAGCGAUUAGUAAUUGGAACAAAAUAGAUGUCUUAAUAAUACUUAUAAAAGGUGUGGCAUAAGAUAACUCGAAGACUACCCGGAUCGAGAAACUUGCGAAUUGAGCGACAUUCAGUUGUAAUUUUUAAUAUUAAACGCUGAGUCUUUGUCACAAUGUUGUCGAUUUAAAAACAAUAUCACAUGCUUCAUUCAUAUUUGCCAAAGUUAAUACUAACCUCACUAUUUAUACCUACUGUAUGUUCUUUGAUGACUAAAUUAUGUGUGAGAUUCGCGGGGAAAGCGACAACACGGCGCAGCCCCGCCGGCGAAUAUAGUCGUAUUGGUACUGAUCAGAGUACAAUGUUGAAAAUAUCUUAUUUAGAAUUGAUGACAUGUAAACAUUUAUUUCUAGCGCGUGCGAGGGAUCGCUCGGUGUCGCCGGCGUCGGCGCGGCCGUGGCCCGCCCGCCGGCUAACAUACGCCGAGCGUUCCCAUCUAUUGAACAAACGUUUAAGAAAGUAAAAUUUUUAGUCACUAGUGGGUAAUUUUUGAAUGUGAUUCAAUCUUAUCUUUAUUUUUCUAUAUCGAGUGACAUCUUGUACAUUUUGAUUUCAUUACGUUCCGACUUAUGUUUUGUAUUGCAUUUACUGAGAGCGAUAUAUUUAACCAACGAUUAAACAAAUAUUUUCUCUUUUUUGUAUCUCGUCUGCACUGGUAUUUUUUAUUGAAUUUACUAUAAAUGUACUUUUAAGUGUAUAAUUUUAAAUAAUUACUGAAAAUGAUUAUAUUCUAAUUUUUAUGUUCAAAUAAU